Messenger RNA from Talaromyces atroroseus, 840 nucleotides. RefSeq lists its product as hypothetical. The transcript has 2 exons. The coding region runs from base 1 to 840 and encodes 279 amino acids. Lineage: Eukaryota; Fungi; Ascomycota; Eurotiomycetes; Eurotiales; Trichocomaceae. The record is from RefSeq and is a predicted model, not a curated record.
AUGCUACCGACCGACACCGACAAGGCGAUUGAUGUUGCAGAGCUCGCCAUCUAUGCCAUUCUCACUCCGCCUGCCCUUUACUGUCUGUUCCGGCACGGGGUACAGGGCUUACUGGGCUGGCUCUACAUUAUUAUCUACUGCACAAUUCGUCUGGUGGCUGCUGGCCUCAAGCUGAAGAGUGAUCGCGACCAUACCAUCUUCUCAGGCGCCCUUAUUGUCGACAACAUCGGUCUGUCACCACUCCUUCUUAGUGCUGCUGGCAUUCUUCAUGAGGCGUACGUCACAAACCCUAACUGCCCCCGUCCGCUUCAGCUUUGCAAACUAACACUCGGAACAUCUCUGCCUAGUCGCCACGCCCGCAAUGCUAUCAAAAACAGCAAACUCGAAUGGGCGGUCGUCUUGCAAUAUCAUAUCCUCGUCAGCACCGCCCUAGCCCUGAUCGCAGCCUCGGUCGCGAACCUCGCUAGCUCUGACCCGUCCAGCUCAGAUAUGGGCAUCCUCAAAGGAGGUUUUGCCAUAAUCUUUGUCGCCUGGGCAGUUCUCGUGCUUGCAACUUUGUUUUCUCUCCUUCGCCCGGCUUCAUACACCAGUUUGGCGGGGAAUGAUGAUUCAUUUCGAAAUGGUACUCUGCUGCUCAACGCGGUUCUCUUCUCCUUGCCCAUGACCCUUCUGCGAACCAUCUAUGGCGCCAUCAAUCUCUUCGGGUCGGGCACGUCCAUGGAAACAUCUUCCUUUUCAACCAAUGUCGCUGCCGACGUGUGCAUGAACUUGCUGCCCCCCAUGCUGGCUACAAUAGUCUUUGUCGUUGUCGGACUGUUGACACCACCCCGUGGGAAGUAA